AAGUGACUUGAGCACCUGAGUUGACCCACCUGAUAGUCUUCCACUCAUCCAACUGCUGGUAGCGUUUCUGUCCAUUCCUUGACUCCUGCCUCAUCCAUGUAACUUACUUUGGUCAAUGAGAUGUUAACACAGCUGAUGUAUGACUUAUAAACGUGUAAACAAUGGGGGGGUACAUGUGGAGGUCAGAGUGGAAACAGGUGUGUGUGGGGGAACAGAAGCAAUCAUGGCUGCCAAAGUGUUUGAGUCCAUUGGAAAGUUCGGCCUAGCUUUAGCGGUUGCAGGAGGCGUGGUGAACUCUGCCUUAUAUAAUGUGGAUGCUGGGCACAGAGCUGUCAUCUUUGACCGAUUCCGUGGAGUGCAGGACAUUGUGGUAGGGGAAGGGACUCACUUUCUCAUCCCUUGGGUACAGAAACCCAUUAUCUUUGACUGCCGCUCACAACCCCGGAAUAUACCAGUCAUCACUGGUAGCAAAGAUUUACAGAAUGUCAGCAUCACACUACGCAUCCUCUUCCGGCCGGUGGCCAGCCAGCUUCCUCGCAUCUACACCAGCAUCGGUGAGGACUAUGAUAACCGGGUGCUGCCAUCCAUCACCACAGAGAUCCUCAAGUCGGUAGUGGCUCGCUUUGAUGCUGGAGAAUUGAUCACCCAGCGAGAGGUGGUCUCGAAGCAGGUGAGCGAUGACCUCACAGAGAGAGCCGCAACGUUUGGGCUCAUCCUGGAUGACGUGUCCCUGACACAUCUGACCUUCGGGAAGGAGUUCACAGAAGCAGUGGAAGCCAAACAGGUGGCUCAGCAGGAAGCCGAGAGGGCCAGAUUUAUGGUGGAAAAGGCUGAGCAGCAGAAGAAGGCAGCCAUCAUCUCUGCUGAGGGUGACUCCAAGGCAGCCGCGCUGAUCGCCAACUCCCUGGCCACGGCAGGUGAUGGCCUGAUUGAGCUGCGCAAGCUGGAGGCUGCUGAGGACAUUGCUUACCAGCUCUCCCGCUCUCGGAACGUCACCUACCUGCCAUCCGGGCACUCGGUGCUCCUCCAGCUUCCCCAGUGAAGCCUCCCCUGCUUGCACCUUCUCGGGCCAACCAGGCCAUGGCCUCCAUCAUUCUCAAUACACUUUCCUUCU
Messenger RNA from Peromyscus eremicus (cactus mouse), 1114 nucleotides. Its product is annotated as prohibitin 1-like. The record is from RefSeq and is a predicted model, not a curated record. Gene Ontology annotation, biological process: mitochondrion organization. The coding region runs from base 140 to 1042 and encodes 300 amino acids. Gene Ontology annotation, cellular component: membrane; mitochondrion. Lineage: Eukaryota; Metazoa; Chordata; Mammalia; Rodentia; Cricetidae. The transcript has a single exon.